This is a messenger RNA of Poeciliopsis prolifica (blackstripe livebearer), 5134 nucleotides long. RefSeq names its product caldesmon 1b (gene cald1b). Bases 152 to 2458 code for a protein of 768 amino acids. The record is from RefSeq and is a predicted model, not a curated record. Gene Ontology annotation, molecular function: myosin binding; actin binding. Gene Ontology annotation, biological process: angiogenesis; actin filament bundle assembly. The transcript has 16 exons. NCBI's taxonomy places the organism in Eukaryota, Metazoa, Chordata, Actinopteri, Cyprinodontiformes, Poeciliidae. Gene Ontology annotation, cellular component: actin cytoskeleton.
CACUGAAAGAGCAAACAGGAAUCCUCCGAGCUGCUGAACGGCUGAGAUACAAACCAGACUGCGAGGGCCGAUUCAUGACGAGGGAAGAGCCGCUUGUGGACUGAACUUUGUGGUCGCCAAGUGAGUGAGAGAGGAGAAUCCUUGGGGCAACAUGGACGAUGACUUUGACCGCCGCAUGGAGCUGAGGAGGCAGAGGAGAGAGCAGAUGCGUCAGGAUGCAGAGAGGGGCAUUUCCAUGAAUGACGAGGAGGAGAAGGAGGCCCGAGAGCGAAGGCGACAUGCCAGGGAAGAAAGGAAAAAAACGAGAGACUCGGACGAGUCUGGAACGACGGACACGGCCGACACCAACAGCGCGACGGAGACCGAAUCGUCCACGACCGCUCCUGGAGGAGCGGAGGAUGACCAGGCUCUGCUGGAGCGCCUGGCCAAGAGGGAGGAGCGCAGGCAGAAGAGGAUGAAGGAGGCGAUGGAGAGGCAGAAGGAGCUCGACCCCACCGUCAUUUCCACCAACGGCACGGACGGCGGCCUGCAGGAGCUGCCCCCCGUCAGCAAAGGCAGCAAACACACGGAGGAGGAAGAGGAGAAAACAGAGGAGAGGCCUGCUCAGGAGGAAGCCACAGAUACUGAGACAAACUCAUGGGGGAAGGAGGAGAGAGACGAAAAGAAAGAGGAACAGGAGGCUGAGGAGAAAACGGCACCGACCGAAGUUGAGCAAGAGGAACCCGAUUCAACGACGAACGACACCGAGGAGGAAGCUGUUCCGGACCAACACGAGGAGGAGGAAGGAAGGAAGAGGAGAGAAGAGGAAGAAAGACGGCACAAAGAAGAAGAAGAAAAGCUGAGGAUGGAGGAGGAAGAGAGGCAGAAAAGGGAACACGAGGAAAAAGCCAGGACGGAAGAGGAAGAAAGAAAACUAAAGGAAGAGGAGAGGAAAAGGGAAGAGGAGGAACAGCAACAGAGAGAGAUGGAAGAGAGGCUCAAGAAGGAGGAGGAAGAAAAGAAAAGUGAAGAGGAGGAAAACGAGAGAAGGGAGAUUGAGGAGAAACAGAAGAAAGAGGAGGAGGAGAAACAAAAGCGGGAAGAGGAAGAAAAGCUGAAGCGGGAAGAGGAGGAAAAGCACCGAAAAGAGAUGGAGGAGAAGGCGAGGAAAGAAGAAGAAGAAGAAAAUCAGAGGCGGGAAGUGGAGGAUAAAAAGAAGAGGGAGGAAGCCGAGAAGCAACGGAAGAUAGAGCAGGAGGAGAAGAAGAAAAAAGAAGAGGAGGAGAAGCGGAAAAAGGAGGCGGAAGAGAAGAAGAAGGAAGAGGAGAGGAGGAAACGAGAAGCGGAGGAGAAAAAGAAGGAAGAAGAGAAGAAGAGGAGGGAGCUGGAGGAGAAAAAGAAAGAGGAGGACAAGAAGCGGAAAAAGGAGGCGGAAGAGAAGAAGAAAAAGGAGGAGGAGGAUAAACGUAAAAAGAGAGAGGCUGAAGAGAAGAAGAAGAAGGAGGAGGAGGAGGAGAAACCUAAGAAACUUGGCUUUAAGGAGAAGAAUGAACCUGCCAAACAGAAUGGAGCCAUCUUUGAGAAUAAACUGAAGAAAACAGAGAAAACCACAAGCAGGGACGGCGCUCCUCCCAGCAAGGCGGAGGACGCCGAGCGACGGGAGGCCGAGCGCAAGCUGCUGGAGCUGAAGCAGCGGCGGAACGACGCCGAGAGCGAGGAGAUCGAGAAGAUGAAGCAGAAGCAGCAGGAUGCGGAGGCUGAGCUGGAGGAGCUCAAGAGGAAGAGGGAGGAGAGGAGGAAAAUCCUGGAGGAAGAGGAGAAGCAGAGGAAGAAGGAGCAGGAGGAAAAGAAAGCCAAAGAGCAGGAGGAGAGAAGGAGGAUGAAGGAGGAGAUAGAGAGAAGGAGAGCAGAGGCUGCAGAGAAGAAGAAACAAAUGGGGGAGGAAGCAGCAAAACCUGACUUCACCAUCAGUCCGAAAGGCUCCUCUAAGAUUGGGGAAAAGGCAGAGUUUCUGACCAAGUCUGCUCAGAAAAGCCCAGCGAGGGCGUCACAUACUCCGCUCGUGCCAAAGAUUGGGAACAGAUUGGAACAGUUCACCUCUGCUAUGCAGGGAAACAAAGAGGUCAAAUCCCCCAGGUCUCCUUUGGCCGACAUCCCCACGGGAGGAACGCGCAACAUCAAGAGCAUGUGGGAGAAAGGCGCCGUGAGCAGCACCGCCCCCGAAAGUCCAGCAAACAAGGAUGUGGCUGGCAUCAAAGGAAGUGUGGCAGGACGCGGCAACAGCUGGAAGGGGAAGCCUGCAGAAGCAGAGAAGACCCCAGCUCCAGCUCCAGCUCCAGCAGCAGCACCAUCACCACCAGCAGCUGCAAAGCCACCAGAAGCCAAACCAGGUGAAGUUGGCAAACGCGGCAUGUGGGAAGCCAAGAGAGGCUCAACACCAGCCAAGGUGGCGGUUGGAGGGAAAAGCAAGUUCAAUUAGAAAGACCCAAACGGCUUAAAAAUGAAAUAAAAUUCAACAAAAGCAACCGAUGACUUCAUGAUCAAGCUGUUUUCUGUCUGAAGAGGUUCCUGCUCUCCUUCGGGCUCCUUUGCCCUUCACCACACUUCUCAUUCCUACCAGAAAGGGAGCCGACGUUCCAGGCCGCGGGUCAUCUGCACCAGCCAACAUCUGCACCAGCCAACAUCUGCUCUGUGGUUCGAGAAAUUCUGCACUGCUGCAUAUUUGAUCACUUUCAACCCCGAUCCAGGAGAAGUUGAUGCGAUUACGCCUAGUUUCGGCUACCUAGACGACUGCCGUGAGGACUCAUAAUCUGUUACCCAGCGGUAAUGUGACAUGCAAAUGAGACAAAAACAUUUAAUAGUGAAAUAAUCAUACUUUUACAAUUUCAGUGACCUUUUAAUACCGAUGUCGGAAGUUGUUCUUUGCAAUACAUGCCCCAAGGUACAAGUGUGCUAAGCAAUUUCUUAGAGCCUCCAAACCAACAGGGGGCGCCCAACACCACUGCAGCUUUCACACAAAGUCUGGUUUACGCAUAAUUUUCUAUUUUUAUUUUAGAUUGUUUCUUCUUUUAUUGUGUGGGGAAUAUCUGUUGUAACUGUGUAACACAAACCUUGUCGUCCUCUGUAUUCAAAAUUUACAUCAGUGUAGUCUGACGGUGAAGAAAAUAUUUUGUACUUAAAUGUUUAAAGGCAGCCCAGCUGCUUCAUGCUUCUCAUUUCUAUGCAAAGGUGAGAACUAACAACUUAAAUCAAUGUGAGUGUCAGGGAAAGCAUUUCGUCUUUGUUUUUGCUUUUUCUAAGUUAAGGUACGUUCUCCUAUAAUACAUCAUGUCCACCAUCUUUUCAGACAGUAGACAUUUCUAACAAAACAAAAGACUACAAAGAUAUUCUGAUAUUUUUUUUUAAAACUUGAGUGACAUCACUGUGAACAAAAGCAAAUGGAUAUGAACUGAAGGAACAUGCAGUUAGACAUGCAAUAGCAGAAUAUAUUAUGCAUAUUAACCAUUAAUAUAAUGACUAAUAUCCAUAAUAUUAACCAUUAUGGAUAAUAUUCAAUAAUGGUUUUGAACAUGGAUGAUAUACUGUAAAGAAAUGGUAAGAUGUGGCUGUUUAAAGUCAAAAUUAGCAAGAGGCCCUAUUCAUCCAUGGACUUUCAGCUUCUUGAAAAUGAACUUAUUUAUUGGUAAUAAAUAAGUUCAUUUUUAAAAGCAAUGCAAAUUGGAACCUUAUAUGUUUCUAAGGCUUACUAGUAAAUUAGUUUAAUACUUUUUUAAACUCUUCUUUAAGGUUAACAUAACACUUUAGAAAGUCCUAGGAUUGUUUCAAUAUAUUGUAUGUCAUGUCAAAUAGUUUUGGAUUAUAUUGCUGAUGAUUAAACAUGGGGCUAUAUGAGCUUCUCACUGUAUGUACUUGAGCUUCUCAUGCUAUGACCUUGAGUAGGAUGAUAAAAAAAAAAAAUUAAACAAAAAUGUUAACAUCAUCCAAAACAGGAAUGUACAAAUUAUACCUACUACUGCUGUAAUGUGGCAUAUUGGUAAUUACAGUUAUGUCUAUGUAACAUUUAUUAUUUUUGAAUGAAUUUGAAUUAUUAGUAUUUUAAUUGCAUUAACAGCACCUAAAUACAGUUGUAGUUCUCCUCAUUUUCCUUUCUGUCCUUUGCAGAGUAAGAACCUUGUUAAUUAGUCAGGCUAUCUGCUCUGCCGGUCGGCCUCUUGAUAGAUAUUACUGUGUUCUUUGCACAUGGGAAUAUUUCCACACGUUCAAACUUAUCUUUCAUGUGAAGCGAAAGGUAAAGAGUAGCUGCCUCCUUCCUUCCAGCAGUGUGCAGAAAGAGGCGUGUGUGCUUCACGUUUCAACUACAUGCGCCUCAUAGCUGAGAAAUAAAAAUAAAAAAGAACUCUGGGCACAAUGACGAUGCUCCCUCUGGCACCUCAUUAAAAAGACAUUAAUAGCGUGAAACAGGAUGAUGAAUGAUGAAACCAUGGGUUUUUAAAAGCUCGACAUAGCUUCAUAUCAGAAACAGACCCAUGCCUAAUUAUGAUUUAUGCGAUCCUCGUUGUCAUCAUCACAGGAGGUAACAUCGGCGUGACUGUUUGGACUUGAUCACGACUCUGUUUCCGGAGGCAGCACCUGUCAUCCGGACAUUGAGAGAAAAGCCCCUAUAUAGUGCCAGUGUUUUACCAAGUUGUUAGUAACUUUCACUGUGGUGCUGCUUUAUAGAUCGGUGAGUGGAGAUGUGGAGCUUCUAAGGAUUAGGGAAUCUGUUUGUAUCACUGAGUUUGUCCGCCAGAGAAUGUGUUGACCUUUAACUCAUCGGUUUCUGCUGCAGAACCGGUCGGCUUUUCUAUCGAGCUUCGAAUUGUUCUCACUUUAUCAAAUGGACUGCUGAGAUUUUUGUUUUAUUUUUUUUCAAGAUUUGUUUUGCUGCCAUUGUCACCUGCCACCUUAUUUUGUGCUGCAGUCCAGUCUGUGAUACGUUGGAUCAACAAGUUGAUGAUCUGCACCUGUAACCACCUUCUUCCAUCUGUUUUGUUUUGUUUUGCACCUUGCCUAAAUGUUGUCGCGAUUCGAUCUGUUUGACAAUAUUGACGUUAGCAAUAAAAUUAAAAAAAAACAUUUGAAAGAAAAAAAUAAAUAAAUAAAAACACAGACCUUG